Suillus paluster is the source of this 2490-nucleotide messenger RNA. RefSeq names its product Spc98 family-domain-containing protein. Bases 1 to 2490 code for a protein of 829 amino acids. Gene Ontology annotation, cellular component: equatorial microtubule organizing center; spindle pole; gamma-tubulin small complex. Lineage: Eukaryota; Fungi; Basidiomycota; Agaricomycetes; Boletales; Suillaceae. Gene Ontology annotation, molecular function: gamma-tubulin binding; microtubule minus-end binding. The transcript has 12 exons. Gene Ontology annotation, biological process: meiotic cell cycle; cytoplasmic microtubule organization; spindle assembly. The record is from RefSeq and is a predicted model, not a curated record.
AUGGACCCUUACACCCCACGAACGCGUCCAGGAGGCCGCAAGAAGAACCUCGGUUUGUCUGCAAAAGAGUAUACCAAGAUCACAGGCACUAUCGCUUCCGUUCGCAGAAACAGACAACUGAACGACGAUAUAUUUGAAGAUGGAGAUGUGCGCGUACGCUCAUCACGAGAAAGUCGUGGCAAAAGCCAUGAGCCGUCAUUUAUCGCUGAGAUUUCAUUCGUGCGCGCACCCUUGAACUCGCGCGUCGGUGCAUCUGCAUCGAUACCUAAGUCAAAGGGAAAGACAAGGGAAGAUGUAUUGGAUAAUCUUCCGGUGGAUAUACAAGAAGCUUUGAUUUUGGAGGAUCUCCUCUAUGUCUUGAUGGGCAUUGAGGGGACAUAUAUUUCUUAUCAUCCCGAAUACUCGCAAGAAGAUGACGACCCACUCAAGGGAAUAAGUUUUGUCGUGUCCUCUCCUCUAGAUUCGUCCCUUCGAGACCUAACAGAACGGAUACUACCCCUCGGCACUUAUUAUACUGCCAUCUCCUCUUUCGUGGAGAGCCGCAGCCACCUCGAUUUUGGGCUUGUCAACCAUGCCCUCUGCGCUGCCAUCCGGGACAUGCUCAAAGUUGGUCUUUCUUAUCCUCCGAGCGUUGUCUUACUUACGCCUCCAAAGGAUUACCAAACACUCCUCUCUCAGCUCGAACAUGCUUUUAACACUUCCCCGCAAUUCAGUCUACAAAAAUUAUGGUUCUAUGUUCACCCAACAGUGCAUACCCUAUCCCUUAUUUACCAACUUAUCCUCGAACUGGCUACUACCGAUGACGACGACGCCUCAUCUUCUUCGUCUUCUUCCGAGUCCGAUCCAGAGCAAGCAGCACGAGACGAGGCGCUUGGGCUCGGCGGGGCGAAGCUGAAGGCGGUUUUGUCCGACAUGAAGAAGAGCACGUCAGACGCACCUAUUAAUGUCAAGGGCGGGGAAGUACUAACAGUAAUAUACGAGCGCAUGCAGACCAUGUCAGGCGAUCCCACCGCAGUCAAAGUAUACGGCACUCUUCUAACCGCUGCGGGGGUGCCGUACGUCGAGAUGCUUCGAGUAUGGACAACCACGGGUCGCCUCGAAGACCCAUACGAGGAGCUGUGUGUGAAGGAGAGCAAGUUCAUCAGCAAGGGCAUUUUGGAAGUGGAUUACACGGAUGAAUAUUGGGAGAGGCGAUAUACACUUCGCGAUGGUUCGACGCUCUCUUCGAAGCGUCAGCACACAGGUAUUCCACCGCCACGUACUCCUGGGGGUCGAUUACCUGGUGGUGCUUGCAUACCGCCCCUUCUUGAGGGUUGGAAACACAAGUUUCUACUUGCAGGCAAAUAUCUUAACGUGAUACGUGAAUGUGGGAUUGAGGUGCAAGCUGAUCAGAAGGAUUUAACCAAUAAGUCGCUGUCCAUGGAAGAUGAAAAGCUUUACAAAUUCAUCGAAGAUGCAUACACACACGCGAACCGCACCCUCCUACGUCUCCUGCUGCAGGAUCAACAGCUCAUACCUCGGCUCCGCUCUCUCAAGCGUUAUUUCUUCCUUUCCUCCUCAUCCUUCCUCACCCACCUCUUAGACCUUGCCCAUAUAGAGCUGAAGAAGCCCGCGAAGGGUGUCAGUAUUGUGAAGCUACAGAGUCUGCUCGACCUCUCACUUACGGGGGAAGAUGCCGCAUUCCGCGAAGAUGUGCGAGUCAGCAUCGCGAGUAGCGUGGCUGUGAUCGGUGGUGAGGAAGGCGAGGGCGUGCCAGAUGAUGACGCAAAGAAGGAUCGCGACAGGGAGAAGGAGAAGGAUGACAAGAAGCCCAUGCUUGCAAUCGAUGCCCUUACACUCGACUACAACGUGAAAUUCCCGCUUUCACUCGUCAUCUCCCGCAAAACAAUUCUGCGCUACCAGCUCCUCUUCCGGUUCCUCCUACAUCUCAAGCAUGUAGAGCAGUCGCUCGCAUCGAUGUGGAUAGAACAGAAGACGACUCCCUGGCGGCGUUCUGUGCCCAACCACCCCGAGUUCGAGCAGUGGCGAUUGCGAGUCGCGCUCCUAAGAGCUCGCAUGCUCGCAUUCGUCCAGCAAAUACUGGCGUUCACGACAUUUGAGGUUCUUGAACCUAACUGGCGGGCACUAGAGGCGAAAUUAGCCAAGGUGACCACCGUGGACCAGCUCCUGAGGGAUCACGUAGACUUUCUGGACACGUGUUUGAAAGAAUGCAUGUUGACGAGUGCCAAACUGCUGAGGUCACAUGCUCGACGUUCGCUCUGUACACCUCCUUCUUUCACCAAGUCCGCCAAUCAAGCGCUCGCAGCAGCCGAGAGCGACGACGGCGACCAAGCGAUGAAUAAACGGUGGGAAUUCCUCAAGAAGUUCGAGUCCAACUUCAACCACUGGUUCAAGUUUCAUUUGGACUGCGUACAGUACUACGCGUCGAGUGAGAAUGUGUCGCUACUUCCUCUUGUGGUACGGUUGAGCAGCAUCAAGGCGAUGUCGUAG